Molecule: messenger RNA, 789 nt
Organism: Capsella rubella
Lineage: Eukaryota; Viridiplantae; Streptophyta; Magnoliopsida; Brassicales; Brassicaceae
Product: histidine-containing phosphotransfer protein 2
Exons: 6
Coding region: 78-551 (157 amino acids)
Biological process (GO): phosphorylation; phosphorelay signal transduction system; cytokinin-activated signaling pathway
Cellular component (GO): cytoplasm; nucleus
Molecular function (GO): protein histidine kinase binding; histidine phosphotransfer kinase activity
Source: RefSeq, a predicted model, not a curated record
GGAUUGGCUAUUUCCAGAAAUCCAAAGUCAAAAAAUCCAGUCCAACACAAACAAAUCAUCUCAGCUUCACUCUUCUCAUGGACGCUCUCAUUACUCAGUUGCAGAGACAAUUCCGUGAUUACACCAUUUCUCUGUACCAACAGGGGUUUUUGGAUGAUCAGUUUACUGAGUUGAAAAAGCUUCAAGAUGAUGGAAGUCCUGAUUUUGUGGCUGAGGUGCUCACUCUUUUCUUUGAAGAUUGUGUGAAACUUAUCAGUAACAUGGCUAGAGCUUUGGACCAGACUACGGGAAAUGUAGAUUAUAGUAAGGUAGGUGCGAGUGUGCAUCAAUUGAAGGGUAGUAGCUCAAGUGUUGGUGCCAAGAGGGUUAAAGCUUUGUGUGUUAGCUUCAAGGACUAUUGUGAUACGCAGAACUUUGAAGGGUGUGUGAGAUGUUUGCAGCAAGUGGAUAUCGAGUACAAGACGUUAAAGACAAAGCUUCAAGAUUUGUUCAAUCUUGAGAAACAAAUCAUUCAAGCUGGUGGUAGAGUUCCUCAAGUGGAUAUUAACUAAUGAGAAGAGACUAGUCCAGAAGAUGAUGACUUCAAAUUUGGAUUCUUCAGUUUCUUUUUCACAUUAUUUUGGACUUUGGUGUUUGGCUCAGAAAACUCAAUAGAAUGUGUGCAAAGAAGAGACCAAGUGAUUUCUUGUUGAUAAAUCAGUAGAGUGUGUAUUGUUCUUUUGAUCUCAUCCGAGAAUACUUAACACCUUUGGACCAAUUUAAUGUGAUGAUGAUAUUGGUUUGCUUCUG